AUGUCUAUCAAACUCUUCUACCUUUCAGGGGAGCCUAGCUCUACUGCGAGAGAAAUUGAACUGGAAGCCACACUAGACUACGAUGGGCUCAGGCACCUCAUUGCUGCACACUUCGCUAUAGUGGAACCGAACGGAAUCGGAUUCCAGUCCCAGGAUGCGAUCUUAUCCGAUGUCGCGGAGGUCCUUGCAAACGAGGAUCCCAUUAGCAUUACGAUUGAUGGUAAACCUGUGCGAGAGAUUCCCGGUCCUAAAGGACUUCCAAUCGUUGGCAAUUUCUUCGAAAUCUAUCCCGACCACCUAGGAAACCAUCAGCGCUUGUUUGAACAGUAUGGACCUAUAAUCAAGACAACGAACAUGGGACGUACGGUCUACCAAACCAACGAUCCACAAUUGUCAUCUAUCAUUUUUUCAGAAACCGAUUUCUUCACCAAGAAGAUCAACGAAGCUCACCCGCUUCAUGCGAUUAAGAACCAACAAGCCGGUGUGUUCCUAGGGGAUACUGACACUCCGGAGUGGAGAGCGGCACAUAAGUUCCUUCCCCCAGCAUUGGGCCCCAAGGCUGUUCGACAUUAUGCCCCUACAAUGCAACAGACAGUUGAAGAUGCGUUCAAAGUAUUCGAUCAUUUUGAUGAGAACGGCGAGGCUUGGAACGUCUACCAAUAUAUGCUUAAACUUGGAUCUCAAGCGGUUGGAAAGCUUGUGCUCGGCAUUGAUUUCAAUCAUUUCUCCUCUCCUGAUGCACCUCCUCACGAACUCAUUCAGAUCAUCGCGGAGUCACUGUCUUUGAAUAAGAAGGUAACCGCAAGGGGUGAUUGGUAUGCGAAACUGCCGUUUGGCGAUCCGCAGCGGUUGAGAAACAUGCGCUAUCGUAUUUUCGACAUCGUGGACCAGUCGAUCCAGAAUGCCAGUCGUGGUGGAGUCGAAGAUCUUCCCCUUCAAGACGCUGCCCUGAAGGCCUCUAACAUGAUCGACUAUGCCGUUCGAGCCACCGACAACAAGGGUGAAAAGUUGCCCAAAACAAGCCUGAUCCAGUCCUUGGUUGUCGCGACCGGGGCUGGUUUUACUACCACUAGCUCAUUAUUGUCUUGGUUGAUAUACAGUCUUGUUACGUACCCAGGUGUUCAGGACCGCUUACUGCAAGAGCUGAUCGACAACGAUAUUACCGAAGAUACCCAGAUAACAGCAGACUUGACCGACCGGUUAACAUUCAUGGAUAAAGUGAUCAAAGAAACUCAACGUCGCCAUAACCCAUCUUAUCAGCCCGCACGGACCGCGAAGGUUGACAUGAUCUUACCUGGGGGUUACAAGCUACCUGAGGAAUCUGUGGUAGUCGGUGCUCUUCACCACCUUCACAAUAACCCAGAAGUCUGGAGCAACCCAGCCCGAUUCGACCCUGACCGAUGGGACACAGAAGAGGUCAAGAACCGACACAAAGCCGCCUAUAUCCCCUUUGCUACUGGUCCACGUAUGUGCAUUGGCUUCAACUUUGCGCUACAAGAAGUCAAGGUAUUUUUGCCGAAGCUAGUAUACCGUUACAAGUUCAUAAAGGAGAACGAUGGGCCGAUUGAGUACGACCCUAUGUUCCAACUGAUCCGGCCUAAUAACUUGUACGUGCGCGCCGAACGGCGUGUAAAAUGGCCUCCCAAGUCGGAGUUUGCUGCCACAAGGGCUUCACUUUAAUUCGUGGAAUUGUUGUUGUUUGCUAUCUGGUUUUACUGGACUUCGAGCUUAUGGAGCGUUACUGUAAAUAGACCAACCUUAGAUAUCUAGAUAUAGAGAAAAGGUGAUUC
This is a messenger RNA of Aspergillus caelatus, 1790 nucleotides long. Its product is annotated as cytochrome P450. The transcript has 3 exons. Gene Ontology annotation, molecular function: monooxygenase activity; iron ion binding; oxidoreductase activity, acting on paired donors, with incorporation or reduction of molecular oxygen. NCBI's taxonomy places the organism in Eukaryota, Fungi, Ascomycota, Eurotiomycetes, Eurotiales, Aspergillaceae. The coding region runs from base 1 to 1680 and encodes 559 amino acids. The record is from RefSeq and is a predicted model, not a curated record.